AUGAGUCUAUCAGCGAAAACUUUGUGCUUGUUCAUCUUAGCUCUUGUCGUCUCGGCUGUUGGAGGCGCCCCGGCGGCCCUUGGUGCUUCCUGCAGCUACACUUGUCAAACGGGUAACAGCUCUCUGACCCAGAAGACUGUUAGCAACUGCGACAGAGACUGUGCGCUGGACGUGCUCUGCCCCAGCAGCACUGUAUUCUUCUCAGAGUGUAUUGACUCGGUGACCUCUCUGAAGUAUUACCAAGUCAAGUAUCCGCUGGUUAGCUCCCGGUCGGAUGACACAAGCGCGUGCCCCUCAUCUAUUGAGGCCCGCGUCGAUACCAGCGGAAUAAUGCACGUUCCGUCUCUCUGCACGACGGGCUGCUUCCCUUGUGGCAUCCCAUAUACGAUUUCGUCCUCAACUUACGACUCGUCCGGAAACAAUUUCUUCACUGCGGAAGCUCAUUCGUCGGUUUUCGGCGUGGUUCCCAAGUGUUGCUCUCUGUCUGGACAGAUAUCCUUGAGCACAGGCCGUGUGACAUACGACUUUGAGGCAGUUCAUGACGUGGCAGUCUUGUUGUAUAUCUCCUCUGUGAGCGCGGUCUGCGCGUACGGAACAAGCUCCUACCAUGCAAUACCGGCAUAG
This is a messenger RNA of Cyanidioschyzon merolae strain 10D, 624 nucleotides long. RefSeq lists its product as hypothetical. The coding region runs from base 1 to 624 and encodes 207 amino acids. NCBI's taxonomy places the organism in Eukaryota, Rhodophyta, Bangiophyceae, Cyanidiales, Cyanidiaceae. The transcript has a single exon. The record is from RefSeq and is a predicted model, not a curated record.